Molecule: messenger RNA, 582 nt
Organism: Notothenia coriiceps (black rockcod)
Lineage: Eukaryota; Metazoa; Chordata; Actinopteri; Perciformes; Nototheniidae
Product: pescadillo homolog
Exons: 5
Coding region: 44-562 (172 amino acids)
Biological process (GO): maturation of LSU-rRNA from tricistronic rRNA transcript (SSU-rRNA, 5.8S rRNA, LSU-rRNA); ribosome biogenesis
Cellular component (GO): nucleolus; PeBoW complex
Molecular function (GO): RNA binding
Source: RefSeq, a predicted model, not a curated record
UUGUUUUCCCUUCCAGCACCCAACAGAUGUGGACUACAGAGUGAUGGCUACUUUCACAGAGCUGUACACCACUCUCCUGGGGUUCGUCAACUUCAGGCUCUACCAUUCCCUCAACCUGCUCUACCCCCCAAAGCUGGACGCUAAAGCAGAGUCCGAGCUGAAGGAGGAGAAUGACGAAGACUACGCCAUGAAUUCAGAAAGCUACCUGGAGAAACUGUCAGCUCUGAGUACGAGUCUGGCCACGGUGGUUGCCACUACAGAGGAGGAGGAGGCUCAACUCGACCAAUUUCCUGUUGAAGACGAGGACAUGGAAAAGAUGGAGGCCAGAGAAAGGGAACAGAAAGAGCAGGAAGCUCAGAAAAAGCUUCUUGAGGGGCACAAGUUCUUCCUCAACAGAGAAGUGCCCAGAGAGCCGUUGGCUUUUCUCAUCAGGUGUUUUGGUGGUGAAGUGUCCUGGGACAAGUCUGUUUGCAUCGGCAGCACGUACGAGAUGACGGAUGAGAGCAUCACGCAUCAAGUUGUUGACAGACCCAACGUUGACAAACAGUAUAUUAACAGGUAAAUGACGUAAACACACGUCUA